GUGAAUCUGAUGAAUCCAAUGGUACUCAAAAUGAACAUUUCCAGUGUCAAAUUUUGAGAUGUCGGCUCUCUGUUGCACGAGCCGAAACCUCCCAUUUAAAAACCAAGCUUUCCAUUGCGGAUUCCAAAAUUUUUUAUUUAGAAUCUAAACUUUCUGACGCGGAAUCCGAAAUCUCUUGUUUGGAAUCGAAAUAUUACGUUACCCUUCUUGAAAAUAACGAUCUUCACACUCAGAUUAACAAAUUACAGUAUGAAAAUUAUGAUCUCCGUUCUCGGCUUUCCUCUUCCUGA
Acaulospora morrowiae is the source of this 290-nucleotide messenger RNA. The record is from the annotation of a GenBank genome assembly. NCBI's taxonomy places the organism in Eukaryota, Fungi, Glomeromycota, Glomeromycetes, Diversisporales, Acaulosporaceae.